Messenger RNA from Podarcis lilfordi (Lilford's wall lizard), 5273 nucleotides. The record is from the annotation of a GenBank genome assembly. NCBI's taxonomy places the organism in Eukaryota, Metazoa, Chordata, Lepidosauria, Squamata, Lacertidae.
CUUCCUCCUUUCUGUGCGGGGCCAAAAAGAGACAUUCUGCUUGCCAAAGAAGCUGGUGGAGAGGGAUCUCUUUCAAGGAGGUAAGUGACCCUCCCUGGGACAUUUUUCUUAUAACUAACUUAUUGAUAAUAUUCCAAUUUUAUUCCUCUAAAUUAAUUUUUAAAUGAAUUUCAUUUAUAAUCUUUCAUAAUCACAUAAACAAACAAAACAUUAAAUUAAACAUUGACUUCCUCUCCUCCCUUCCAUUUUUUCUUCCUUACUGCUGCAUAUUCUACAGUUACUCCUUUUUUUCCCUUUCUCGCUUCUAUCUCAACGUAAUUAUAACUGCUGAAUUUACUCUCAUUCUGCUAAUGUUUCAACCUGUUUGCAAUGUUUCAUCAGGUAUUCUACAAGCAUUUCCCAAUCUUCCUUACAUACCCCUUCUUCUUGAUCUCUUGUUCUGCGGCUUAGAUUUGCCAAUUCUGCAUAUCCCGUCAUUUUCACCUGCCACUCCUCCUUCGUUGGUACUGCUCCCUCCCUCUGUUCGCCAGAUAUUCUGCAAACAUUUUCCAAUCUUCCUUAAGUACCUUUUCUUAUUGAUUUUUUUUAUUCUGCCGUCUGCCCAGUCCACAAUGCAGCUUGACUAUUCUGUGCAUCAUAUAAAAACUGUGAGGCCCCUCUUUCUGCUGUUCAGAGCAUCUCACAGGAUGAUGAGUUGGUGGGUUCCUUUCUGAUAUCAAAUCAAGAUGAAGGGGGAAGAAAAAGCCAGUAGCUGGAUGAAAUGAAUGAAAUUUAUUAUGGUCCCAGACCAGAUUCACAUACCGUACUAAACGAACAUAAAACACAAUAGAAUUAAGUUUGAAUUAACAAUCGAAUAUGACAGUAAACAAAUAUGACAGCCAUUAGAAACAUGGUUUAGGUAUUAGUCUCUAAAAUAUUAUCUAGAGUUUGCAUCUGAGGCCUUAGUCUUUGUUCCCUGAGUUUUAUGGCAGCGGCACAAAAUUUGGAUGAUAAACCAAUUAUUCUAGCUGCAAUUCUCAAUAUCCAGUUGGGGGGGGGAUGCAUGUAACUUUCAAAACAACAACAACAAGGUCUUUUAUACACUGACUCCCCUAAUGGAGAUCAAGAUUAGGACAAACCUGGAUUCAUUCUUUGAAGUGCCCAAGUCUCAGCUGCAAGAAUACAGCUCGUUUCCCCACUCUUAGUUGUGGAUAACAUUGCUGGAUUGUAUCACUAGGCUUCAAGGGACCAAAGCAAAGGAGUUUGCAGGAGUGGGGUUGAUGUAACCUGCACUUUGGGAGGAAGGGUUUUCUGAUUCCCCCUUCCAGCUCUUCAGAAGAUCAUGUCAUGGGAUUCUGGCCUUAUUGAGUGUUGUCCCCACCCUGUCCCCUGCCCCCCAACUCUGUCCCAGCAUUAUUCCUCAGGGGUGGCCACUGUCUACAAAGUUUGACCUGCAAUCUAUGUGUACGUUUGGUAGGAUUGUUGUUUCCUGCCUUAGAACACCAUUCCCAAUCUAUUGUAGGUAUUCUGUACAUCAACAGGAACCCCAAGCCAAGCUAAGCCAAGCCUUUUUGCAUUUUGGCUGUUUUACUCUGCCUGAGGUUGGAAUAGCAGCUAAGCUAACUUGCACUUUUAGCUCUUGCCUGUGGAGUAUUGAGUGUCUCUUAUUCAGGCCUGCCCUGUGGCAUUUUCCCCACUCCAGGCUUCAGACAACCUGCCAAGCCCCCUCCCCCCCAUUCCCUGGCUGCUAGAAAGACUGGAGUUGUUGUCCAGCAACAUCUGCAGGGGUCCCCUAGCCCUGAAUUAGAUCAGUUCUCCAUCUAGUACAGCAUUGUUUACUCUGACUGGCAGCUGCUCUUUCAGGACCUUCUGGUCCCAUGCUGCCUAAUCCUUUAAAGUGGAGGUGCUGAGGAAUGCAUUUGCUCAUCCACUGGGUGAUAGUUCUUCCUUCCUUCAGAAUGUAAGAAAAACCUCAGAAAAGUCAGGGUUUGGGGGUCAGGUAAGUCCCACUGAGAAGUAAGAAGAGGAUGAGGAGUGGGGUGGUGAAAGAAUUAUCAUAUGGUCCUGUGCUUAUGUCCACAGAGGGAGGAUGGCGAGCAGAUUGUGGCUGGUGGCUUGUGCGCUGGCUCUGAUUCUGGAUGUUGCGGCUCCUCAGGACACAGUGUGCCAAGCAGCCGCUGGCAGAGAUGGACACCCAGGGACUCCAGGCAGGGCUGGGCGCCCAGGACAGAAAGGAGAUCUUGGAGAGCCAGGUAAGAUGUCACUGGAGAGACUGGAGAAGGGAGUGCCUUCAUAGCAAGAGUGGAAACGGCCUUCUAAGAAAUUUCACUGUCAAAUUGUUGCUAGGCUGGUCUUUAGUUUGCUUGUAAUAAUAAUAAUAAUAAUAAUAAUAAUAAUAAUAAUAAUAAUAAUUUAUUUAUACCCAGCCCAUCUGGCUGGGCUUCCCCAGCCACUCUGGACAGCUUCCAACAAAAUAUUAAAAUACAGUAAAAGCUUCCCUAAACAGGGCUGCCUUCAGAUGUCUUCUAAAAGUCUGGUAGUUGUUUUUCUCUUUGACAUGUGGUGGGAGGGCAUUCCACAGGGUGGAUGCCACUACCGAGAAGGCCCUCUGCCUGGUUCCCUGUAAUUUGAAUUGUUUCACCACUGUUGUGUUUUUCAUUUUGUUUUUGCACUAUCAUUGUAGGUCAUUUUGUUAAGACAACUGGUUAAUGAAAAUGAUUAGUAGUAGUAGUAGUAGUAGUAAUAGUAGUAAUACCCUGAAUGGGAGAGAGCAGAGCAGAUAUGGCUUCAAGACUUAAGUUUGUGUCUAACUAACUAACUAACUGUCAGGGACUGGGCAGCGGAGGAAUGGUGGAGACCGCCUCCCCAUCCUGACCCUUCCAGGGGAAGAGGAAGAUAGUAUAGAUUUACAACAGUGGAUUGAGGGAGGUCACAGCUCAGAGUCAGAUGAAGGGGGAAGUUGGGAAAUCAUGAGAGAGCCAGGACAACACCUGGCUGAUACGUCAUUAGAAAGCAUUCCAGACCCUCCAUUUCCCAGAACCCGGUGAGCCUUAAAAGUAGGAGAGCAAAGAGCUCAAAGACAGAGGGCGCUUAGCUGCACCUGUAGAGCAGACGAUGAAUGAGGAAGUAGGAGAGACGGUGGUUGGAGAUUCACUCAGGCCACUAUCCAAGAGGCUGGGUUCUAUAGCCUCUCUCUGUAAAGAAUGAAAUAAAAAAGGACGGUAAGAAACUUUUCUUUGUCUUUAUAACCAGCCAGGAGUAGCUGACAGCAACCUGACACUAACUAACUAACUAACUAACUAACUAACUAACUAACUAACUAACUAACUAACUAACUAUAUAUCCCCACAAUUUCACAUAAAAUUCCAAUAUAUGACAUUUUUUUCUUUAUUUUUAUUGGCUUCCCAUCCCAUUUUCCAUGGUGUUUAUAUAUAUCUCUCUCAUUGCUGCACCCUAUCUUCACUCUUUUAUAUCAUAACCAUAAUACAAUAAUCUCUAAUUAUUUCUGUUGCUCAUAGUUCCAAUCCUGUUCACGAAUUCAUAUAAUAAUAUUUAUUUAAAUAAUCUGAAAAAGGCUUCCAUUCUUCCAUAAACAGCCGUCAUUAAGUUCUCUUAUUUUAGCCAUUACCUUUGCUGAUCCAGCAUAGUCCAUUCUGUCCAACUAACAUGUACCCAUUGAAAUUAACGAACCUCAGUUAGUUGUGUUCAUUUAUUUCAAUGGGUCUGUUCUGAGUAACAUUGGAGACAAGCCUUGGCAAUGCCUGGGCUGGCCUUCUUCCCUUGAGCUGCGACAAGAAACACACAUGUUUUUCUGCUUCUCUUUCAGGGAGGGCAUCAAGGAGCACAGGCAUACAGGGACCCAAAGGUGACCCAGGGCAGCCAGGCCCACCAGGCACGCCAGGUAACCAGGGCUACCGAGGCCCUGAUGGUCCCCCAGGCCCUCCUGGCGAAGAAGGAGACAAAGGCCAGAAGGGGCAAGUUGGCGACAGCACGAAGCAGCCCCGAGCCGCUUUCUCAGCCUCUCUGAAGAACCACAAGCCUAUUGGCAAUGUAGUGGUAUUUGACAAUGUCAUCACCAACCAGGACGAUGGUUACGACCUCCAGACGGGCAAAUUUACCUGCAAGGAUGCUGGGUACUACUACUUCUCCUUCCAGGUGAUUUCCAAUGGCAACCUGUGCCUUCGCCUCAUGCGCCAAGGCAACCAAGUAGCCACCUUCUGUGACAACAACAAGCAAGGCCUCCUGCAGGUCAACUCAGGAGGGAGUGUCCUGUACCUGGCUAAGGGUCAGAGUGUAUGGCUGGAGACCGACCCGCAGGAUGGGAACAACAUCAACGUCAGCAGCGAUGCAGACAGCGUGCUCAGUGGCUUCUUGCUUUUCCCGUCGGGCGCCUGAGGGACAGGGAGGAAGACAAGGCCACCCCUUCUUCCCCAAACCCACCUCCCUCUUGCUACAAAGCUACAACCACAAGGAUGCUUUUUUCAGAUCAAUGUAACUGCAUAUAUAGAUGUCUGCUUCCUGGGGGUUGGGGGAGAAAGCCACAGAGUUUGAAAUUUGAGGGGAAGCCGCCCAAUUCACACACACACAAACCUCAAUACAGAAACUCAGUUAGCCUCUGAAAUUCACACUCCAGCAGAUUUUGCUUUGCCAUUCCCUGAAAAGAAACUGUGCCCCACUUAGCAUCAUGGCAACUCUGCACACAAGUGAAAAUGAUGUAGAAAAUAGCAUUAUAAUGGGGAAACUUUGCUUGCAAAAAGGGGUACAUUUAGCAAAGUUGAACGUGAAAAGGUUUAUAUUAGGAGAACUGAACACCAUUGGUGGAAAUUAAUGGAAUUAAUGCAAACAACUGCAUUAUAUUAGGAUACAUGUGCUUGCAAAAAUGGGCAUAUCCGAAGGAAUGUACACCAAAAUGUGUACAAACCUUCAUGAGGAUUUUUUGAUGUUGAUUUUUUAAAGUUUGCAAUCUGUGGGGAAAGGGGGUGAAUGGAACUUACGUAUGGAAAAAUGAGAAAGUGAGGGGAAUUAAAACAGAUUUAUCCAUUGCUAGCCCGCUUCUGCAUUCAGAUACAUUGAGAUUCCCACCUUCCUUCCAUCAUGGCACCCAAAGUGGUCAAAGAGGUGGCUCCAAACAGGUCUCCCAACCCAACGCAACCCAACCCAACCCAUCCCAGCACUGACCAGACCCAGACCUGCUCAGCUUCAGCAAAGUGAUGACCUCAUGUGUUCCCAGACCACCCAGCCUGGGACAUUCAGUCUUGUUCCUACUUGGCAAUGAAUAAAUAUUCAGAAUUUUG